ACCAUACCAAAGACACCACCUAAGUAUCCAAUGCACUACUGCUAAACUGUGUGAGCACUUUAACCUUUGAAUAUGGGGAGUCUUCAACUGAAUUCCUAUGGAUUAGCUUCACUCAGAGUCUCAACUAAAUUCAACAAAAAAAAUAACACUACCUGCAAUAUCAUGAAAUGGCCUAAACGUCUCAGCUUCUCUGGAGGAACAACAAUCAAAGCUGUUGGAACAAUCCCAGAUAGUACUGACUCAGAAACUACAGAAUCUGAAGAACCACCUGCUGUCAAUUUCGCAUUCGUUAGCUCUGUAUUGCUUCCUGACGGAACGCCGGAUGUCCAUUUUCGUACAGCUUGUGGUGGGCAGAAGCUAAGGGACAUCAUGUUGGAUUCUAAUAUUGAGCUCUAUGGGCCUUAUUCUAGGCCUCUGCUAAAUUGCGCGGGAGGAGGAACUUGUGCGACAUGCAUGGUUGAGGUUGUCGAAGGAAAGGAACUCCUAAGCCCUCGAACAGAAAAAGAGAAGGAAAAACUCAAAAGGAAUCCGAAAAAUUGGAGACUUGCUUGUCAAACCAUGGUUGGUAAAGCAGAUUCUAGAGGCCUGGUUUGUUGUCAUUCAACAAUUGCCUGAGUGGAAAGGACAUGAAUGGAAUUAUGACAAAGAACCCCCUCCACAACCUUGAUAUGAUUUUUUUUUUCUUUUAUUUUUUUGACAUUGUAUAUCUUUAAAAAAAAAAAAAUCAAGUAUAUUUGCUCUGGAUUAUGAUGAGAAUCAAGAGAUUUACUUGAUGAUUUAACAUACUAUGGCAAUUUUAAGAGAACUAAGUACAUUUGUUAUACA
Messenger RNA from Cornus florida, 825 nucleotides. Its product is annotated as photosynthetic NDH subunit of subcomplex B 3, chloroplastic. NCBI's taxonomy places the organism in Eukaryota, Viridiplantae, Streptophyta, Magnoliopsida, Cornales, Cornaceae. The record is from RefSeq and is a predicted model, not a curated record. The coding region runs from base 73 to 615 and encodes 180 amino acids. The transcript has 6 exons. Gene Ontology annotation, cellular component: chloroplast thylakoid membrane. Gene Ontology annotation, molecular function: 2 iron, 2 sulfur cluster binding. Gene Ontology annotation, biological process: P450-containing electron transport chain.